CCUAACCUCUUGCACAGAAAGAUCACCAACUUCUUUAUAUAUAGAGAAAGAAUUGGGUAGGAAAAAAUUAAAAGAAGUGAUGUCUGAAAUUGUUAUUAACAAUUUAUUUGAGGAGCAUAAUCCUCAACAAAUGGGGUUCAUUCCUUUCCCAACAAACCUAACUUUCCCUUCUUUGGGUUGCAAUAAUCAAUCUUUGAAAGCUUUCACUUCCAUAGCUUCUUCACUUACAUCUGAAAUAUCAUCAGAUUCUACAUCGCAAACCCUACUCACAACAACCACUCCUCAAAAAUCAAAAGAAUACCUCACUCCAAGCGUUCAAGCUGCAACUACUCAAUUCAUAUCCUUGCAUAGAUCAACUAUAAAUCCAUGGGCAAUAUUAGGAGGAGGAGUAGGUGAUCAUUACUUCAAUAAUAAUGAUAAGAGAAGUGGAGUAGUUCAUGAUAAUUAUCAUUUGGGGGUUUGUUCUAGCAUGAAGAUGAAGAAAAUGAAGGGAAGAAAGAAAGUGAGAGAGCCUAGGUUUUGCUUCAAGACACUGAGUGCUGAUGUUGAUGUCUUGGAUGAUGGUUACAAGUGGAGAAAGUAUGGACAAAAAGUUGUAAAGAACACACAACACCCAAGAAGCUAUUACCGUUGCACACAAGAGAAUUGUCGUGUAAAGAAACGUGUGGAGCGUUUAGAGGAAGAUCCAAGGAUGGUAAUAACCACAUAUGAAGGGAGACAUGUACACACUCCAUCAAAUGAUCUUGAAGAAUCUCAAAAUAAUUCUCAAUUUGAGAGUUUCUUAUGGUAGUAUAGUGCAUGCUUCGUUAUUAUAUAUUUCUAUGUAUAUGUUUGUUUUAUGAUUUAAAAACUAGCUAUAUAGGUGUGCUUUGUAGAGAUGAAUCUUCCAAUAAGUAUAGAGAAAAGGAGUGUAAUGUAAUGUAUCUUGACAUGCUGAUUUUUCAUCCCUUCCAAGCAUACUAUAUAUGAUGAGUACCGUUGAUUUUCUA
Lathyrus oleraceus (garden pea) is the source of this 989-nucleotide messenger RNA. Its product is annotated as probable WRKY transcription factor 13. Lineage: Eukaryota; Viridiplantae; Streptophyta; Magnoliopsida; Fabales; Fabaceae. Gene Ontology annotation, biological process: regulation of DNA-templated transcription. The record is from RefSeq and is a predicted model, not a curated record. Bases 80 to 790 code for a protein of 236 amino acids. The transcript is spliced from 3 exons. Gene Ontology annotation, molecular function: DNA-binding transcription factor activity; sequence-specific DNA binding.